UAUUGUUUUCUUGGCUUUGAGGAAGAGGGCGCUCAGUCGAGAAGAAAGCUCAGAAUCCCGCCGCCGCCGCCUCCCCCAAUGAGGCUGCACGGCCCACUCUCAUUCGCCGCCUCGACAGUCAACAGUGGUCGCCGUCACUAUGCCACCAAGUACACUGCCAAGAUCACCUCGACCUCCCCGACCGGUCGGUCCGUCUCCGCGGAGGUGACCCCGCCGCCGCCUCUCCCGACGGACAUCCGUGGCUACCCGGUCCCGCGCCGCGACCUCAUUUGCAACGCCACCAACAUCAUCCUCCGCGGCCAGUCCCGUCCAUCCUCCUCGCGCUCCCCGGACCUCGAUCCCUUCUCCCACCUCGCCACCUACCUCCGCUCGCUCUCCCUCUCCCUCACCUCCGCGGAGGCCUCUGAGAUCAUGAAAUCCCUUAACUGCCCCUCCCUCUCCCUCAAGUUCUUCCAGGCCUGCCCCUCCAUCUCCCCGAACUUCGGCCAUGACGCCCUCACGUACAACCGCAUCCUCCUCAUCCUCUCCAAGUCCGUCUCGCCCAACCGGUUCGAUCAGGUCCGCUCUCUCGUCGAGGAGAUGGAGAGGACCGGGACGCGCGGCAACAUUUCCACCGUCAACAUCCUUAUCUGGAUCUUCGGGGACACCGAGGACCUCGAGAAGUGCAAGGAGCUGGUGAGGAAGUGGGACUUGAUGAUGAACAGCUACACGUAUAAGUCUCUGCUUCAAGCGUAUCUCAGAUCGUACGAUGCCGACAGAGCUUUCGAUGUGUAUAUGGAGAUAAGGAGGAAAGGGUAUAAGCUCGAUAUCUUCGCCUACAACAUGCUGCUGGAUGCUCUUGCAAAGAAUGAAAAGGUUGACCAAGGGUAUAAGGUAUUCGAAGACAUGAAGAAGAAGCAUUGCGACCCUGAUGGGUUCUCCUACACAAUCAUGAUCAGAAUGUAUGGAAAGACGGGCAUGCCCGACAAGUCACUGGCCCUCUUUCACGAAAUGGUGGAAAAAGGUCAUGUACCUAAUUCAAUUGUAUACAAUACCGUGAUUGAGGCCCUUGCUAAAGGGCAGGAGGUCGAAAGGGCUCUCUUCUAUUUCUCUGAAAUGGUGAAAAAAGAUUGCCGCCCAAAUGAGUUCACUUACAGUGUAAUUCUCAACCUUCUGGCCACAGAAGGGCAGCUUGGCAGGUUAAAUGAGGUCUUGGAAAUUUCCCGGAAGUAUCUUAGCAAGUCCAUAUAUGCUUAUCUUGUGAGAACGCUUGGCAAAUUGGGCCAUGCCAAUGAAGCCCAUGGGCUGUUCCGUGACAUGUGGGUUCAUCAUGACAACGGGGAUAGAGCUACGUAUGUAUCCAUGCUUGAGAGCCUGUGCAAUGCGGGGAAGACAAUUGAGGCUAUCGACCUUCUUGAGAACAUUCACGAGAAGGGAAUAAAGCCUGAUACUUUCAUGUAUAAUAUGGUCUUCUCUGCUCUUGGGAAAUCAAGGAGGGAGAUCUCGUUAUCGAGGUCUCAUAUGCAUGAUCUGUAUGAGAGAAUGAAGAAAAACGGGCCUCCACCAGAUACUUAUACUUAUAAUGUCCUGAUCUCAGGUUUUGGCCGGGCUGGGAAAGUCCAUGAGGCGGUCCAAGUCUUUGAGGAGCUUGAACAAAGCGAGUGCAAACCCGAUGUUAUCUCAUACAACUCCCUCAUUAACUGCCUUGGGAAGAAUGGGGAUCUUGAUGAGGCCCAUAUUAGGUUCCAGGAGAUGAAGGAGAAGGGACUGAGUCCUGAUGUUGUGACCUAUAGCACUCUGAUUGAGUGCUUUGGAAAGACUGACAAAGUUGAUAUGGCUUGUCGGCUUUUCGAUGAGAUGAGCGCUGGGGGUUGCAGUCCUAAUGUUGUUACGUACAAUAUAUUGCUCGAUUGUCUUGAGAGGUGUGGGCGAACUGCUGAGGCCGUGGAUUUGUAUGCUAGGCUUAAGCAGCACGGUUUAACUCCAGAUUCUAUCACAUAUUCAAUUCUGGAAAGGUUGCAGAGUGGUUCUCACAGGAAAGUUAGGGUUCGGAGGAAAAAUCCUAUCACAGGUUGGGUCGUAAGUCCCCUGAGGUGAUUUCGCCAAAUACAGAGGUUCUUUGACCUGCAUAGAAGUAGGCGUUGAUUGCUGAAUGAAAUCUCCCUAAGUUCUGGGCCUCGAGCUGAUUUGAAGAUUCACCCGUGUAUACGGGCCUGUGGGUGUCGGUGUGCCUCUUUUAGGCUCUUUUGAGGAGUGCACCAUCUUAGAAAGAAAAGAAUUUUGCUGAGGCUUCCAAAGAUUUGGAAGAUAGGAGUCCUCACAGAGAUGCUGCUUUUGGUCUCAGGAGGUUUUUAAACAGGAGAAGAAUUGUCAGCAUAGUUUCAUACACUUAUGUUCUCUCUCCGAGUCCGGAUCUUUCCUUCCCAGGGAAAAGUACACACAAGCAUCACUGGCUCUGUUUUGUUGUACAUCUUUUGGUCUGAGGUAAUAUAUAACGCUCAGAUAGUUUGAAUCUGUUAUAUAAAUGUCAUUAACAUUGACGUUGAUUUCUGAAUACGAGAAGAUCCAGUUUGUUAUAUGAGCAUCAUUUCCAUCUAGGUGAUGAAGACAAUGUAAUGUAGGCCUAAUGGGAGAUUGGCUUUGGGCAUGUUAAUGGAACUAACUUCUGUUGAGGCGGCAAAUUGGACUCUGUUCAAGGAUACUGCAGUGAGCAUGGGAUCGAGGUAUGCGGCACUCUUCAUCUCUACUGUGACGGAGGCUCGUAAAGCUGAAAGGAUGGCCAAUCAGUGAGGCACUAUAGUAGGCAAGAUCUUAUGGUGAUUACUGAAUUCAUGAGUUGUCUGUAGCUUCGCUCUGGCUAUUUGAGUUUAUGUCCAUAUUCUGGUGAAAGAACUACCAGUUGGGUGCUAGUUCAUUUUGGAGAAAAGAAAAACUCGUGAUUUUUCUUAAGCGCCUCCGGUGAUUCUGUCUCCAUUUAGCACUUCUAUAUGAUCGAUAACGCACACUGCAAAGUUUCUGCUGAUCUCCCGGAACGAUGACAAUGAUCUUGUCCGUGCUACAAUAGAAGAGUUCAAUCAUACAAUUUUUUUAAAG
Messenger RNA from Punica granatum (pomegranate), 3072 nucleotides. The record is from RefSeq and is a predicted model, not a curated record. NCBI's taxonomy places the organism in Eukaryota, Viridiplantae, Streptophyta, Magnoliopsida, Myrtales, Lythraceae.